Messenger RNA from Fusarium redolens, 1584 nucleotides. RefSeq lists its product as uncharacterized. The transcript has 7 exons. The coding region runs from base 1 to 1584 and encodes 527 amino acids. Lineage: Eukaryota; Fungi; Ascomycota; Sordariomycetes; Hypocreales; Nectriaceae. The record is from RefSeq and is a predicted model, not a curated record.
AUGGCGGGCUCUAUGACGGGAGAGCAAAUCCAAGCUCUCGCUGAUGCCCUCGAGCCUCUGUCACCGAAGGAUCUUGGACCAGCUGUUCAAGGUUUCGCUGUCGCCUUCGGUAUUACAAGUGUUAUUGUCGUUUGUCUACGAAUCUAUGUUCGCGCGGGUUUAUCUGGAGUAUCGCCACGACUUCUCGGGUUCGAAGAUUACUUAGCCGUUCUUGCGACUAUACUCUUAAUACCCGCCGUCGUUUUCGCCUUCCUUUCAGCGCGCUAUGGAGUCGGAUCCCACGAUGCGAAUAUUCCGAAUCCGAUGUACCUUAUUCGCGCCACCGAGUACCAAACCUACUGGGAGCUUUUAUACUUUACUUCGUCGACAAUCAUCAAGUGCGCCAUCGGUUUCACAUGUAUACGCCUCGAUCGUCGGAAGCGAGUUGUCUUUCCCAUAUGCGUCAAUAUGUCGGUUAUGAUCAUCGUCACGGUUUUGGCUCUAGCAUUCGUGUUUGCCAAUUGCAAGCCAUUUCAUGCGACGUGGAACCCGGCUUUGGGAACAUGUCAAAAGGUCAUCAGCUUGCAGACGGUGAGCUACAUCGUUUCCGCUAUUCAGAUGGCAACCGAUUGGGCAUGUGCGAUCAUUCCGUUCUUUAUUGUAGCAGGACUACAAAUGUCUCGACGGAGAAAGAUAUCCGUCAUUGCUAUCCUCGGUCUCGGCGUUUCAGCUAGUAUUGCGACCUGUAUCCGGAUGCCUUAUUUGAAGUACUACGACGUGGUGAAAUAUCCGAAUGAGAUCGCAUAUCAUCUCGGCGUCGUCAGUAUCACCUCCAACGUCGAGUGCUGUCUCGGAAUCAUCGCAUGUUCUCUACCACCGCUCCGAAAGCUGUUCAACUUCUACUACGGCUCCUCUCACGAGGGAAACUAUCAGUACACGGGCGAAAGCGAGAACAUCCUUCAGGGCUCUAGUCAGGGCAUCAGGUUGGACUCAAUCAAUGGCCGAAAAGGGACAUUUCACGCAUCGGCCCAACGUGUUCCAUCGCGAGCUCGAGAUCAUGAAACAGACGAUGAUAAUUCGAGCAGCAAGGGAAUUAUACGAAAGACGGAGGUCAGAGUUAGCUCAUCGAGGUAUAACUCUCCCGUGCAGCGAUCUCCCCUUAAAAUUCCAGCAAUUGCCAACUUCUGGUUCCUCUGGGUCGACCCCAUCCUGACUCUUGUCGGGAUGUAUGGCAACUUUAUCGAUCACGAUCUCGCCAUGCAGGCCUUCUUCGUAAAUUACCCACCGACCGACCAUUUCCGAUGUUUCAUCUAUCAGAUCGGCGGUAUGGGCACGUCAUUCCUCAUCCUGCUCGUCGGGCUACUACGCUACACGCACGACAUCAACAUCUGGAAGAUUGUGCAGCUUGCCAUUCUACCAGCUGACUUCACCAUGCUCACGGCUAUAUACAUUGGCAUGCGCAUCUCUGGCAAUUUGGCGCUUGCAGAUUGGCGCUGGGAAGAUUGGUUUAGUAUCGUCAUCACUGGUAUUUGCACUGUUCUCAGAAUCGCGUUUGUUCUGGGCGUUGGGGUGAGGGAUACGAGGGCGAGAGCCAAGAGGGCUUAG